Trypanosoma conorhini is the source of this 495-nucleotide messenger RNA. RefSeq lists its product as uncharacterized. The transcript has a single exon. NCBI's taxonomy places the organism in Eukaryota, Euglenozoa, Kinetoplastea, Trypanosomatida, Trypanosomatidae. The annotation marks the transcript as partial. The record is from RefSeq and is a predicted model, not a curated record.
GACGCCAUUGUGCAGGCAGAGGAAGCCGGGCGACGUGCUGCCCUUGGGGCCGCGCGGAGCGGCGCGACAGCCAUUGCUGCUGCGGAAGCGCUGGGCCUGACGGAGACGAGCGACCGCGACGCCAUUGUGCAGGCAGAGGAAGCCGGGCGACGUGCUGCCCUUGGGGCCGCGCGGAGCGGCGCGACAGCCAUUGCUGCUGCGGAAGCGCUGGGCCUGACGGAGACGAGCGGCCGCGACGCCAUUGUGCAGGCAGAGGAAGCCGGGCGACGUGCUGCCCUUGGGGCCGCGCGGAGCGGCGCGACAGCCAUUGCUGCUGCGGAAGCGCUGGGCCUGACGGAGACGAGCGGCCGCGACGCCAUUGUGCAGGCAGAGGAAGCCGGGCGACGUGCUGCCCUUGGGGCCGCGCGGAGCGGCGCGACAGCCAUUGCUGCUGCGGAAGCGCUGGGCCUGACGGAGACGAGCGGCCGCGACGCCAUUGUGCAGGCAGAGGAAGCC